Messenger RNA from Camelina sativa (false flax), 1968 nucleotides. Lineage: Eukaryota; Viridiplantae; Streptophyta; Magnoliopsida; Brassicales; Brassicaceae. The record is from RefSeq and is a predicted model, not a curated record.
UUUAACCAAAGGAAAAGUCUAACGGAUGGAUGUUUAAACUCUUACUUUGCAGGUCCUCUUGCGUUUGUGCUCAGCAGGAAGGAGCGCAUGGAAUAGGUAUGAACUACCCAACGAGGAUGUGGCAGCCAACUGUGUUCAAAAGAUAUCAGCUAAACAUGACUUUUGUUUGCUUCUCUCUGAUGUGGCUGUAUCUGAGGUUCUGAUAUUUGUCCAAUAUCUAUGACCAGGUACAAUCUCUUUAGAAUGUAAAGUUUCUGAUGAAGACAACUUGUUCUUAUAUCUGGCUCCGAUGGAAUCUAAUCUCUUAUUUUGCUCCCACCUAAAUCGGAGUCUUGGUAAGUCAUUGUGUACAUACAACCUCCUCGUAUCCUAGCUGUUUGUUGUAGUCUUAGGCUACUACAACCUACAAAAUCAUCUAUUCUGAAGUACAUAUACAAUGAUGAUCUGAAUUGACUCAGAUAAAAAAAACACCAUGUAGUCUUUAUUUAGAAUACUAUUUCUAGGUUUGCAGCAACUUGAGGGCUUUGUAAAAAAUCUUCAAUUAAGAAUGGGAAAGGUUGCUUCAAAUUGUGUUUUCUACGUGGAUUUAAUGCAAUAGUUUAGCUGACAGAAAGGUGUCUAAGGUAUUGGAUUGUUUCCUGGGAUCGUGGAAGAUUCUCCUCUGAAGAAGCAAAGUAUCAGAGUUUGACUCAGCUGCUACGAUAAGAUAACGGCUCUGGCACCCAGGCACUACCCACGACGGGGUUCAGGCUUGAUGUGGGACAGUCUGUUAGGAUUCCCUCGACUCUAGGCUGGUCAGGUCGGAUAUGGGCUAGGACCGGUUGCAACUUUGAUGCUAAUGGCAUGGGAAAAUGUAUGACUGGAGACUGCGGCGGGAAGCUGGAGUGCGCCGGUAAUGGUGCUGCUCCGCCGACAUCACUAUUUGAGAUCACACUUGGUCACGGUUCUGAUGACAAAGAUUUCUACGAUAUCAGUCUUGUUGAUGGGUAUAAUCUACCCAUAGUUGCUCUCCCAACAGGUGGUGGGCUGGUUGGAGCUUGUAAUGCUACAGGAUGUGUUGCGGAUGUCAACAAUAGCUGUCCAAAGGAACUUCAAGUGAUGGGAGAGGAAGAAGAACAGAGAGGAGGAGUUGUUGCAUGCAAGAGCGCUUGUGAGGCCUUUGGGUUGGACCAGUACUGUUGCAGCGGUCAGUUUGCUAACCCGACCGCAUGCCGACCAUCUAUGUACUCUUCCAUCUUCAAGAGAGCCUGUCCCAGAGCUUAUAGCUAUGCCUUUGAUGAUGGAACCAGUACUUUCACUUGCAAGGCUUCUGAAUAUGCCAUUAUCUUCUGCCCUGGCAGGGUUAAAAGACCAGACAGCCAGAGCUCGGAUCCUCCCAGCCCGCCCCAGAAUCAGUUUGGGCAACCUAUGGCUCCUCCACCUCAGAAUUCGUACGGUCAACCUAUGGCUCCACCAACAUAUGGUCAACCAAUGGCUCCUCCCACUCAGAAUCAAUACAAUCAACCUGUGGUGGCUCCACCGACUCAAAAUCAGUACAGUCCACCUGUCGCGCCUCUCACUCAGAACCCACCUGGACCAAACGAGGAAAUAAUGGCUCCCCCACCUCAGAAUCAAAAUGGGAAUGGGCAGCUCAUGCCUCCUCCCACAGUGAACCAAGUUCCAAACGACCAGUAUAUGAAUCCCCCAAUUGAGGAUCAGAGUCAAAGAGAGACUCAAUCCUCAUCCGAUAUACUUCGACCUUUCCCAGUCUUGUUGCUUCUUGGUUUCAGUCUAACUGCUUUGAGGCAAUCAGGCAUGACAUGAAUCGUCAUCAUUCUUCUUUUUUUUUUAAUGAGAAACUGAUACAUAACUCAUAGAUUCUGAGCUUUAUUAUUCAAAUAGAUUGCCUUAAAUUGUCUAAAUUGGCUUCACCUCAUACAUGUAAAACUACUCUAUUUGAUGUAUAUAAUGUUAUAUCAACUAAACAAA